UGGCGGGGAGACAGUCGCCCGCGUGACGCGCUACGGAUCGCACGCGCGUACAUCACGAACAAGUACGGCGAACGGUGCAUUCAAUACCGGACACCGAACAAAAAAUUGACGUUAACAAUACUCGGCAACUGGAGCUUUAACAAGCGUGUUUCACGCACCUGAUUUUCGGCGAGAAGUGAGAAAAAGGCAUUAAAGUGGCGACGUUGGGCGCGCGCGUGGAAUGCGCAGGAGUGGAUUUAUUUAAUUCGCGGCCACGCACAGACUCCGCCGUGUCUCCUUCGGAACACCCGGCCAUGGCGACCGAAACCGUGUGGCACCCAGGCGGCGCCGCGGCCGGUGGCGAGCAGCAGUACUCCCUGCGGUGGAACGACUUUCAUUCGGCCAUAGUUUCCUCGUUCAGGCGGUUGAGGGAUGAAGAGGACUUCGUUGAUGUGACGCUCGCUUGUGCGGGCGCUACUUUCACAGCUCAUAAGGUGGUAUUAUCAGCGUGCAGCCCGUACUUCCGCAGAUUAUUGAAGGCGAAUCCGUGUCAACACCCCAUUGUUAUACUGCGAGAUGUGCACGACAAAGACAUGGAGAGUCUGCUGAGGUUCAUGUACCAAGGCGAGGUGCACAUCGGCCAGGAGCAGCUCAAGGAGUUCCUCCGCGCCGCUCAGCUGCUGCAAGUGAGAGGGCUCACUGAUGUCCCUCCUCCCGCGCCCCUCACUACAUUGGAGCAGAAGGCCUCGCCAUCGGCCUCAUCGUGGACAGAGACGGGUAGCGCGGCGUCCCGCGAAGGCCGCGACUCGCAGCGCGAGGGCCGCCGCGCGCGCCGCCCGGACGAAGCUGCCAGCACGCCGCCGCCCAAGCGGGCCAGAUCCUCCGAUCUGUACCAGGCGCAGAUGAAGACCAGGUGUAGGACGGAACAGCUGCUGGCUGCGCAGGGCAGUCCCGAGCGGAUGGGCACCAACGGCCACGACCUGGCCCUCUUCAGCCACGCCCUGGAGAACGUGCAGAACCCACACUUGUCUAACGUUUCUAAUAAUAUGUCAGGAGAUGGCGAGGAAUCAUCAUCAGAUGCCGGAGCGAGUGACACUGAAGGGGACAACAGGACCAAGCAGGAGCCAGUAGACUACGACGACCCAGCGACCAUGGCUAAUACUAACGGAGCUCUGCCACACAACUUCCCUGGAUUGCUAAAUUUACCCGGUUUUCCCGGACUGCCGGGCCCAUCAGGAAUACCAGAUAAUUUCGGUGGUUGUCGUCGCACUCAAGACCUGCUGCGCGUGAGAGCUACGGAUCCCAGGCCUUGUCCAAAAUGCGGAAAAAUAUAUCGAUCGGCUCACACUCUACGGACUCAUCUUGAAGAUAAACAUACCGUCUGCCCUGGUUACAGAUGCGUGCUCUGCGGCACAGUAGCGAAGUCCCGGAACUCACUGCACUCUCACAUGUCCCGACAACACCGCGGUAUCUCGACCAAGGACCUGCCCGUACUGCAAAUGCCAACCCGUUUUGAUCCAGAACUUGCAAGCCAAUUACUAGCCAAAGCUGGAGUGAAGGUAUCCCCAGAACAGUUACGAGCACGCGCUUCCCCGACCGGACCGAGACGAUCUGACAUCAAACUGGACGCCAAGUCUGCAGCAUCCGAGAGCAGCUCCAUUUGUGGAGAUAACGACCACGAUGAUCUCAGCCAGUCGAAGUAUCAAGACAGCAUCCCUUUAUCGCCACCACAUAUUAAUAACCUGACUAACACGACAAUAACAAAAGUUCCGGCAGUUCGAGCAGUAACAGCGAAAACCGUGGAAAAUCUUCCGCACGGUCUGACGGGCAUGAAGCACGACGACUAUCCGCCAGGAUUCGGAGGAGGAUCUGCUAUAUUGGACACUUACCUGCAGUACAUCGGAGAAAACGUGUUUGGAAUGAACCCAGCAAAAUUUGCUCAAAUGAAUGCAAUGCACAUGGAAAGGAAAACUUAUGAUGAACCCUCGCCACAGAUGGGCUCACUACCACCACCGCCGACCACUCUUGCUCAUCAACGUUUUUUAAAACAAAUGCAAAGACAAUACACUGAGAACAUGGGAAAGCCUGAUAUCAUGCGAGACUCAGAGGAACCGCUCGAUUUGGGCAAAGAAAGACAAAGGAACGACAGCAUCAGCGAAGCCGACACCGACAGACAUGACAUGGAUAAGGAUCUAAAUAAAGAUUAUUACACCAAGACUUAUAACGAUGAAGACAGAAAUAGAAUACAUAGUUCGGAGCAGGACGGGGAUAAUAUGACGGUUCAUGACGACGGCGACUUUUCCGAAGAGGAACACAACAAGGCCGCGGCUUCAUGAAAUGUCCUUUGCGACUUUCCGUAUUAGUGCAUGUAAACUGAGAACAAUAUUUUUGUUGAUGGUUUCAAACGGUGCUUGAGUGUUAUGUUACGUCAUUAGCUGAUGUUGAAACGGUUUUAUUGUUGACCCGUGGAAUGUCAUUGGUGCCAUUACCGAUGUAAUGUAAAUUAAGUUAGGUUAUGGAAUGGUCUUGCACAAAGUUGACGUGAUAAUAUGGCUAUCUGAGUCAAUACGCUCGUGUCAACUUUCAACCCUCGUUCUUUUGGAGUCGGAUAAGAAACCGUAGCAACAGUUAGAGAGUAUACCUUACCCGACCGAGAUGCCAUAUGUCACUAGUGUAACCUGAACACGUUAGUUCGAGUCGACUCGCCACUUGUGAGAUUGUUUCAGUAGUAUACUAAUCUAGUGAGUAGUGACUUUGUAUUAUAUGUAAGGUCCCUGUCACGUAGUAGGGCCUCUUACAUAGUAAUUCCAUCCAACUACCUCAACGUUCGGGCCAAUGCGGCGACGAUUAUAAAAUAUAUAUCCACACAAAUUGUGAAUUCCAUCCAUCUACCUCACUUCAAUAGAUUUUAUUUAAUAUUUUAUACAAUUUAUAGAUAUAAUAACUGUUGUUUUAUGCAUUUUGCAGAUUGCAUUUAUAUAUAUACUAUAUAGAGUAUAUUGUAGGUAAAAUAUUAUGCAAGUCAUUAGGUGGUUAUUAGUGCUGCCCGUAGAUACGUGUAUACUAAACGUUUAUUUAAAAUAGUGAAUGCACUCACUAGAGAAACAUUAGACUGUGUCACAAUAGUAGCGAGUAAUACAUUACCUUAUAUUGAACGAGCACACUUUAUAUUUAGAGAACAAAUAUCUUUGUAUACGAACAAACAUAACAGAGCUUAACUAUACUAUACAAUUUUCGUAUAAAGAGUCGCUUAUACGAGUCGAGAAGAUAAUAAAUAUAUGUUUAUAGAGUUCUUUACGAGCAGAUUCUAAAUUGUAACAUCUUUUGUCUUGAGACUGAAUAUUUUUCAAGUUUUUCGAGCGAUUCGCGACAAGUUCAAAUAUGAUGAUACAUAAAAUAUAUUGAGGUAAUGCGUUGUAAAUAAUAUUUGGUGAUAUGUAAAUUAUAUGAAUAUAGAGAAAUAGAAACAAAAAGCAAUAAAUAAAGUAUACCUUGAUGUUGCCUUCUAAUGUAUGUAAAUAGGAUGCGGGUAGUUCCAAAAUGUGUUGGUCUGUGGCUGUCCGGAUAACCGAUACCGAAUCGAUACCGAGGCGCAUGAGUGUUUAUUUUGUAGUAAUAAUGUGGGCUGGUUACUUAACAAAUACUGUGAUUACAAUCUCAUAUUAGCCUUCAAUAAUUAUACAUAUUUUUUAGAGUACAAUGUUAUAGUUAUUUAGUGUAAGUAUAUUGGUAAGCGAGUCACAAAAUAUAUUUACUUCCCGAACUUUAGAAUUCACGUUAAGAGAACUUAGAGCAAUAGAUGGAUCAUGGAGCAUUUAAUCUUUUAUAUGGGAGAUUUUGGAAUAUGUCGAGUUGCCACACUGCAGCUGUCAGCUGUCACUUUUGGCGGCAACGGGGAACUCCGCAGUGCGGUUCGUGGGAGCUGCGACAGAUUCACAAUUAGAAUUAAGUGCUACGGGUUGAUUGAACAUUAUGUUUAGCGUGUUAGUGAGAUUUAAGAAAUAAGUCGGUUUGUGUUUGCGUAUACAUUAACCUUGUUGACAGUUAUCAGUGUUGCCAUAGUGAGUAAUUAUUUCGACUGUACAUAAAAUUUUUGAUUGUUUAGAGAAGUGUGCUUAAUUGACACGAUGUUAUAGUAAUUUUUUAGAAUAUAUUUACCACAAAUACAGUUCAUGAAAUAGUUGUUACAGCACGGUACAUAAGCAAUAGUUACCAGAAUGUGAUCAUGAAAAUAUAUAUUUUUCUGAACACAGUUUUGCAUACCACAGAUUAAAUAUUCUUAGAUUUCGUUGGUAUUAUAUCGAUUUUUGGGAAAUUACAGAUACAUGAGGCUAUUAAAAAUAAAAGCGAAAUUUAUUUUUAGGUGAUUAUUUCAAUAGAACGUUCGGUCGUCACAUGAUUGGUGAUGCGAUCAUCAAGGAAAAGUAAAUCGAUGUAAUACCACGCGUCUAACAGUUGUUGAAUUAUGAAUACUUAUAUUAUAUAUACCAGUGGAGAUAUUAUAAUAAUUAGGACUCUAAGUCAAUCAUUAUGCUCUUAGUAUUGUGUAUAAAGUAUUUUUAGUUACCUUGUGAACUUUGAAAGUUCGACAUCUUUUUUAUCUUAAUACCUCAUUAGUUUCCUUUAAGAUUUUCUUGUUUACUCGAUGUUCCAUGAACAUUAGUGUUUUAUAUAAUUUUUGUGCACUAUAUUAAUUUUUUUUCGUGCAUGUUUAUUAAUUUUGUCUUUGUAAUACGACAAAAUAUAUUGUUUUUGUAUGUUAUCAAGCUUGUCUAUAUUCUCUUAUAUAAAGCACAAACUACGUUUACUUUUAUGGUUGUAAUAAAUAAGCUAUUAGAAAAUUCCAAAAUAGGUACAAAACUACAGUUAUAAAAGCGAAAAAUAUACUAAGAAUUAUUCAGAAAAUUAUCUAUGGUCUUCUUCAGUGUUGCCUUGUUUCGAUUACUUUAUGAUUAGCGAAUUAUUUUUAGAUGAUAAUAUUUAUGUUUAUUCGGUUGGUUGCCAUGUUUUACGCCAUCUUCAUUAGUGUACUAGUUGUAUGCCGCUUCUCUACAUUAUUAUAAACAAAAUAAAAAUAAUUGUUUUGAAAAU
Colias croceus (clouded yellow) is the source of this 5070-nucleotide messenger RNA. RefSeq names its product protein abrupt (gene ab). Gene Ontology annotation, biological process: regulation of transcription by RNA polymerase II. The coding region runs from base 294 to 2315 and encodes 673 amino acids. NCBI's taxonomy places the organism in Eukaryota, Metazoa, Arthropoda, Insecta, Lepidoptera, Pieridae. The transcript has 14 exons. Gene Ontology annotation, molecular function: protein binding. The record is from RefSeq and is a predicted model, not a curated record. Gene Ontology annotation, cellular component: nucleus.